Molecule: messenger RNA, 822 nt
Organism: Spodoptera exigua (beet armyworm)
Lineage: Eukaryota; Metazoa; Arthropoda; Insecta; Lepidoptera; Noctuidae
Source: the annotation of a GenBank genome assembly
AUGGAUGAAAGUAAAUCACUAAAAGAAGUAGAGAAUAAACCUGAAGAUAAUCUAUGUCAACUGCCCCAAGGUGACAACAUUAACCAACAAAUCAAAUAUGACGAAAGUGUUUUACAUGCACAAGAUGCCGGAGAAAUAAAGAAUAUUUUAGAAGCUAAAGAGGCAGAAGAUUUAGUUUCACAAGCAAAUAAUGAGAAUUUUAAAGGUGAAAAUAUAGAUAUUGUAGAAAAUUCUAAAGACGAUAUUAGCAUCAAAACUCCAUGCAUCGGUGAAAUAGAGUUGGUAGAAAAUAAACAUGAAAGUAGUACAAAACCGAUAGAAAUGUCAAACGGAAUAAAAGAUACCAAAGAUGAAGUUACACAUUUCAGAAGUACAAUAUACGAUUCGGUCAUGAUUAAAACAAACAGCUUACUUGAAAUUGUUACUAAUCGUUUUAAUGGUCUUGUUAAGGAAGCACAAGGACCCAACGAAGAGAAAGGUGAGUACGUGAGCAUGGAUGACAAGCCACUAAACUACUUAAUCGGAAAGUUUGAUAACCCAGUAACUCAGCCAGUAGAUGCUGAGGAACUCAAUGAAAAACUAAACGAAAUAUCAUUACAAUCUCAAGCAGCUUUAGAAGAAUUGAAGAAUCAAUCAAUUAAGAUAAUUGAUACAGCUAGAGCUCAAACAAAUAAGGUAAUCGAAAAUGCUAGAUACAACGUCAAUAUGUUCACUAAACCCCUAGAAGAGAUACAGCAUCAACAAAAAUCAGUUGACGAGACAUACGAUGAAGAUAUUGAGAAGUAUGUGGGACCUGGACUUGUAACAGAUUUCUUUAGCUAA